Molecule: messenger RNA, 1842 nt
Organism: Diaporthe batatas
Lineage: Eukaryota; Fungi; Ascomycota; Sordariomycetes; Diaporthales; Diaporthaceae
Exons: 3
Coding region: 260-1552 (430 amino acids)
Source: RefSeq, a predicted model, not a curated record
UCGCAGUCGCGCCUCCCGUUCCAAGAUGAAGUAGAAGCCUUGGUGAGAUGAUGUUUCCCCGUCUUCAGUCCUCUAGUUCAUCAAACAUUGGUGGGAAGUGACUUCCAAUGGAAAAAAGGCCCGUGCGCCUUCCUUCAGAUAGCAGAUCCGUUUGUAGUCAAUCGGUCACCUGGGGGAACUCGGACUGAAGCACAACCACAGCUGCAAACUUUGGAAGACAGAUCUCAUUCCAGCCGUACAAGGCUUGUUAGGGGAGAACAUGUCUUGCUCUCCGUCAAAGGCUCGUUCCUUGCCCGCCCUGCGGCCAGACCAAUCCUCACCUGCCGCCGCAUUGAAAGGAAGACCAACAGCUUUGCAACUUCCACACUCACAAUCGGACUUGAGGGUGUCCUAUGGUUUCCGUCUGCAGGGCAAGACAGAGACCCAAAUCUCGAGAAGCUCGACACCGAGUGGUUACCACAGUCACUACCUUCCGGUGACCGCCGUCACGAAACAUGCCGAGGCUGCCGCGAGUGGUCAGGCAGGUGACACACGACCACCCAAGAUUCCCAAACUCCGAUCGUUAUGGCCAAAAGAUGAUGCCGAAACACUGGAUUCAUCUAAAAUACAAUACCCACUAGCAACAUCUGGUCCAAAUCCUCCCACUGGCCAGCCGUUCUUCAGCCUCUCGGAAGAAGAACUCAAACAGCUGAGGAGGAAAAUGGGCAAAGGCCCUGGGUACAAAAGUUUCAGAUACCUCACCGUUGCAAAGUCCCUCAAAGACCUCGGCCGUGGAUGGGAAGGCUUCUUACGAGCCAAGGACAAGGCAGAGAAAGACAAUACGAUCAACCAGUUCUGGCACAACUUCAGUUCUGAGCUGAACACUAUCCUAUCCACAACUCGGUUCCCAGUGGGCGCGUUAUCACUUGAAAUCGCUGCUUCUGCUGCGCAAAGCAACUACACUGAAUCUACUGGUAGCCUGCAGCCAGAAUACAAGGCCGAGAUCCAGCGUUUGAAGACAAAAUUCCGACCCUCGGUUCUCCCAAGCUGGAGUUCAGGCGACUCAACAGUUGCACAUGUACCUCCUUUCUCCACUCUUGCUCCCGAAUGGAAGCCACAACUUUUCCAGCAAGAGAGGCCGGACCCUGUAUCAAAUUCUCGACCGAAGAGGAUCUUGGAACGGCCGAACUAUAGGGAAUUGCCACUUCUCGAAAGCAGCCCAGAGCCUCGAUUCAGCCCUGAACUGUCGCCUCUAACGACCUCACCUACCCCCCGAGAACUGUACGAUAGUAUACAACCAGUAUUCAUUCAGUACCCAUGCGAGUGGAACGGAUGCAAGGCGGUACUGAAUAACCUGGAAACACUCCGAAAGCAUAUUCAUAUUGUGCACUGGCAGGCUGAAGAGGCUGAGGGCACAUUGUGUUGUUGUUGGGGGUCCUGUGGAACCGGUUCGCUGAGGGUGUUCAAAUCGAUUAAAGAUCUCGAGAACCACUCCGCGGCCGCCCACUUGACGCCACUGCAAUUAUUUCCGAAUUGGGAUCGGGUACUGCUGUCCGCCCAGGAGGCAGAUUGAGAUUCCGGGAGGCUGAAUGUUCAGUGCGGAGUGUCUACGGGAUCCUCCGUUGAAUGUAACACUGGUGCAGAAAGCGCUUGGCCUGGAAUUGCCUUGACGAUCGGGAGGCUUGGGAGAUAUCUCGACUGCCUGGAGGAACAUGUUCGAACCCACUGGAUCCCGUAUGGUUGCCACCGAGUCUUCUUCAUGUUUAUCCCUGACACGAUGCCUUGUGCGUCUUGGUUGAGAUCUAUGACACCCCACCAAAAAGGGUGCAUCGGAUGUGGCCUGGCUGGCAAACUUUUAAGAGA